UUUAACCUCGUUGUGGCUGAAUGUUUAGGGAGGGAUUGUUCAAGUUAGUUGUGGUGGCGUUGACCUAAUGAGGGAAAUAUUUAUUGAUGACACCUUGUAUUUAUAUCAUGUAACAAGGUGAUAGCGUAUAACUAAGAAUUAAGACGUUUACGUUGAGAAAAGGUUGCUAUUUCCAGUGCCGUACUAAAGCCUUUAAUCUUAAAAAUGAGUACCUCGCGUCGAAUCUCAUGUGGUUUGGACUUCUGCAGUGUUCCGGAUAUUAGAGCAAGUCUUCAGCUCGCUUCCGAAUCUGGAUAUGAUUUUGCAUGUCUACCAAUAGUUCAUCCGAGGUUUAAGAGAGAGUUCCUUCAUGGGAAAAGUAAAGAUCGAACAGGGCCGUUCACUCGGUCAGAUCUAAUUCUGUCGAGUUCAGCUAAUUUGUUUUUUGCAGAUUGGAACAACAUGAUUGUGGGCAAACUCUCACCAUACAUAGAUGUUGAUAGUCCAGACGGCACUUAUAGAAAACAGUCAGAGGAAACACUUGCACAAGAAUUGGCAUAUGCUGCUCAUCUUGGCCUCCCAGCAAUAAUGUUUACACUUAGAAGUGCGAACAAUGUCAACUUGUCAAGGCUGCUGAAUAAUAAGCUACUGGCCGGAUGUUGUUACCAGGUUUGGGUUCAUUUACCCAUGGAGAGUCCAUCAGUCGCAGCAUCAUAUUGCAGAUCUGAUCCAGAAGAAUUUGAACAAAAUAGUGAAUGUGAAGAAGCCAACACUUGGGAUUGGUGGAAUAAGUUAAGAUGCGUGAGUAAUUUUGAGAAGAAACUCGGCCUGGCACUGGAGAUAUCAGCAGAUAUUCCACCAGAGGAUGUUAUUACUAGAUGGCUUGGUGAACCUGUUAAGUGUAUUGUACUUCCUACUACUGUGUUCAUAACAAACAAAAAAGGUUAUCCAGUUCUAUCACGUGCACAUCAGAAUUUAGUGAAGCAGUUUGCAAAUUUGGAUGUACAAGUUAUUGUAAGAGGAGCCACUAGACAUGGUUACAGCAAAUAUUACCAACAAUAUUUGGACCAUUUUUGGCAGACGAUGUUGCACACAGAUGCCUUGACAGCUUAUGCCCGUGGCUAUGAAGAUUACUUACAGUGUCCUCUUCAGCCUUUGAUGGACAAUCUGGAAUCGCAAACAUAUGAAGUAUUUGAAAAAGAUCCUGUCAAAUACAAUGAAUAUCAAAGGGCAAUCUAUACAGUACUGUUGGACAGAAUACCGUUUGAGGAGAAGAAUACCAAUGUGCAGGUUGUAAUGGUUGUUGGAGCUGGCAGAGGUCCCUUAGUUCGGGCAGCACUCAACGCGGCGCAUAAGGCCGACAGAAAGAUACGGGUGUAUGCUGUAGAGAAGAAUCCAAAUGCUGUGGUCACGCUACAGGCACAGCAGGAAGAAUUAUGGGGUUCCCAAGUGACAGUAGUUUCAUGUGACAUGAGGGAGUGGGAUGCUCCUGAAAUGGCUGACAUUUUAGUUUCUGAACUUUUGGGUUCAUUUGGUGAUAAUGAGCUAUCACCAGAGUGUCUGGAUGGAGCACAGAAAUUCCUGAAAGCUGACGGUGUGAGUAUUCCAUGUAGCUAUACAUCGUACUUAUGUCCUGUUCAAUCAUCAAAACUGUACGGUGAAGUGCGAUUGUGCAAAGAGAAAGAUAAACAUCCUUUGCAGCAUUUUGAGAUGCCAUAUGUUGUACACCUCCAGAAUAAGUAUCAACUUGCCGCAACUCAACCACUUUUUAGAUUUGAUCAUCCUAAUAGAAGUAAAGUAAUGGACAAUUCGAGGUAUAAAGCUCUCACAUUUGACAUUAACCAAAGAAGUAUUCUUCAUGGCUUCUCAGGAUAUUUUGAUACAACUCUUUACAAGAAUAUUACACUGAGCAUUGUCCCUGAAACACACACGAAAGGAAUGUUUAGCUGGUUUCCAAUUUUCUUCCCAUUGCGUGAACCGGUGCACCUCCGAGCUGGUGAACAACUGGAAGUCCAUUUUUGGAGAUUAUCCAACAAGAAAAGUGUGUGGUAUGAAUGGUGUGUUACAAAACCAACACCUGGACCAGUGCAUAACCCAAAUGGAAGGUCAUAUACUAUAGGUCUGUGAAGAGGAAUGCAACAGUCUCCAUACUGUAUAUCUGGGCAGUAAGAUGAUCCCGAAGUUUUCGAUCUGUAAGCUGAAAUUAUCAGAACCUUCUAAAUUUUAAAGAGAAACUAUUGAUUCUACAUUAAUAAAUGUGGGGUUAAACAGGGUUAUUAAUGUUCAAAAACAGUGAUGUAUUGCAACAGAUACAAGAAGUUAAAAAAAGAAGAUUCAUUUGCACUUCAUAAAUUCAGUUUGUCGAGUGUAUUACAAUGUGUCUGCCAUUCUACUGAAAUAUUUUUAUUUUUGUAAGUCAGAGAAGCAGCUGGAACUCUAGUACCAACUGCUUGAAGAAACAUAAUUCGAGCCACACAAUUUUCGCAACAUUCAGAAUAUUGGUGCACUUUUAUUUUAAUGGGUGUCUGUGAUAUUGGUACAUUUUUCUUUUAUUGUAAUGUGACAAAGUGUACAGAUGUGUGUCCUGAUGUUGUCUUUUAUGCAAAGGAUUUAUUGUGUAACUGUGUGCUUUCUUAGUACUAUUAUUUGCUCACAAACAUGCAAUUUCAUAAAUUGCAGUUGUUCUGUUCUCAUUCUGUCAAGAUUUUUGUUUUGUUAAUUUUUCAGUUUCACACAGCGCCAUAUAGUGUAUUACCUCAUGUAAUGGAAUGCAACAGUAGUUGCUCCUGCCAAUGAAAUGACCAAUUUCAGACUUAUGUAUCUUUCUGUGAAAGCAAAAUAUGUGAUGCGGUGAUUAAAUAAAAUACCUUUUCCUCCUUUUUUAAAAAAUUAAAAGGUACUCAGUGAGUUUUAUGUUUUGACAUAGGAAAAAGCUGUUUGUGUCAUGGAUCUACUAGGUUGUGUUCUGCGUUCUUUAACAUUGAACUUGUGAAUAAUUAUGUUUAGGCCAUCUUACUGUAAAGAGCGCCAUGUGAUAUUUGUCUUUCAGUGUUGUUUAUUUUAUGAAAUAUGGUAAAACUUGAUUUUAGUUUUCAUAGUUGUAUCCGGUAUUUUUGAAAGGAGCCAGUGAUCAACAGCAAGAUAAAUUUCAAAUUCCGAAUUAAUAAAAUUUAGAAUA
Messenger RNA from Schistocerca serialis cubense, 3157 nucleotides. RefSeq names its product protein arginine N-methyltransferase 5 (gene csul). Gene Ontology annotation, cellular component: cytosol; nucleus. The coding region runs from base 205 to 2106 and encodes 633 amino acids. Gene Ontology annotation, biological process: peptidyl-arginine N-methylation; regulation of DNA-templated transcription. NCBI's taxonomy places the organism in Eukaryota, Metazoa, Arthropoda, Insecta, Orthoptera, Acrididae. The transcript has 11 exons. The record is from RefSeq and is a predicted model, not a curated record.